Molecule: messenger RNA, 907 nt
Organism: Microtus oregoni (creeping vole)
Lineage: Eukaryota; Metazoa; Chordata; Mammalia; Rodentia; Cricetidae
Product: leukocyte immunoglobulin-like receptor subfamily A member 5
Exons: 4
Coding region: 65-811 (248 amino acids)
Biological process (GO): cytokine-mediated signaling pathway
Molecular function (GO): inhibitory MHC class I receptor activity
Source: RefSeq, a predicted model, not a curated record
UCCGGUGACCCCCGACAAGAGGUGGAAGUUCACAUGUUAUGGUUAUUUUUUGAGCAGCCCUCAGAUGUGGUCACUGCCCAGUAACCAACUGGAGCUCCUGGUAUCAGGUACCCUUGACAAGCCCACCAUAUGGGCUGAGCCAAGGUCUGUGAUCACCUCAGGGACUUAUGUUGCCAUCUGGUGUAAGGCAACACUACCAACCCUAAUCUAUGUGAUAUAUAAAGAGGGAAGUGCAGAUCCUCGGGACCAAAAGAACCAAAUAGUCUACAAUUAUAAUGCAAAACUCACCAUUUCAUCUAUGACAGAAUUGAGUGCAGGGAGAUAUCACUGCUACUCAUACACCUCUGCUGGAUGGACAGAACGCAGUAACUCCUUAGAGCUGGUGGUGACAGGAGUCUACAACAAACCCAUACUGUUGCCACUGCAAGACCCCGUUGUGACUGUAGGAAUGACUGUGACACUCUCUUGUACCUCAAAUCAUUCAUACAACUGGUUCAUUUUAACUAAGGAUGAUCAGAAGUUCUUACACAGUGAGCGUUCACAAGAUAAAGACACUGGCUUAUUUUUUGCCGAGUUCCAAGUGAAACCAACAGCCUUUGGCCAAAGGUGGAUGUUCAGAUGCUAUGGCUCUUACAGAAGUAAUCAUCAGGUGUGGUCAGAAGGGAGUGACCUUUUGGAACUUCUGAUCUCAGUCUCACAGCCUCAAGAUCACACAGUGGAGAACAUCAUCAGGAUGGGCAUUUCCGGUUUGAUUCUCACAGUACUUGGGAUUUUGCUGUUUGGGAAUUGCCCCAGCCAGAGAAGACCUUGAUUGCAUCCUAGAAGAAAAGACGAGAGAUGGCCACAGGCUUGCAUCAUUACUAUCUCUGAAAAAUAAAUUUGUUAAUCUUUAGUGUUUUUUUUUACA